Formica exsecta is the source of this 4901-nucleotide messenger RNA. Its product is annotated as protein Skeletor, isoforms B/C. NCBI's taxonomy places the organism in Eukaryota, Metazoa, Arthropoda, Insecta, Hymenoptera, Formicidae. The transcript is spliced from 12 exons. The coding region runs from base 383 to 2476 and encodes 697 amino acids. The record is from RefSeq and is a predicted model, not a curated record.
GCGCGCGCGAUAAGACCGCGGUGACAUAAGCGUCGCGAAGAAUCCAAGAUCGAGUGCUGAAAUAUCGUAGGGAUGAAGUAUCGGAGGGGUUGGGCUGGCAAAAGUGAAUGAAAAUUAUCAUCUCGUAUCGGUAUGCUGUGUGCGCGAUGGGAGAGAUGUCCGUGUGAACGUGAGAAUAGUUCCGUUAAUGUUAACCGAUGUGCGCGGGAAGGCCGAUUGUAUGGCGACGUGAAGAGGGUGAAUCUCUGUUAUUCGGGUCUGAUCGAAUAUAGUGCGCGCGUGUGGUUCGUGUGUGUGUACAUGUGCCAGCAUCGCCACCAUCCGCAGCAGUGACCGGAAAAGAAGAGGACUCGACCCCUGCAGUGACCGGAACCACCGAAAAAUGGAUGCGAAGUCGCAGCGAGUUAUCUCCGGUUUGCUUUUGUUCGCCCUCGCCACAUUGCAGCUCGGUUAUGCCAGGAACGGACCCAAUUAUUAUGGCGAAUUGAUCGGACCUUUACAAGAAUAUGCGCAUGGUAUCAAAGGUACAGUGUAUGCUGUUGAUGAUGCAACGAUAUUUAUAAAAGGAUUCUCUUACGAUGGUACCGGUCCGGAUGCUUAUUUCUGGGUCGGAAACACCUCUCGGCCCAAUCCCGAUGGUUAUAUCGUACCUUAUCCAGAGUCUGAUAGCAGCACCGAUCCACGAGUAUUGGAGGCGUACAAUCACACGGACAUUAUUCUGAGGUUACCCGGAGGGAAACGUAUACGAGACAUCAAGUGGCUGAGCGUUUGGUGUAGAAGAUUUACGGUUGAUUUCGGCGACGUCUUCAUACCGCUCGAUUUGAAAGUACCAAAACUGCAAGUACUUCCCGAGUUUUCGAGAUUGGCGCACGGUCUCCGCAGCGGUAAUAUCAGUAUUCUCGAUAGUAAAACCAUCUAUAUUCCGAAUUUGCAUUACGACGGUGGUGGCCCGGACGCUUACUUCUGGGUUGGCAAUGGUACGGAACCCAGUCAUUUUGGUAUCAAGGUCCCCAAUGAAAUGGGCAGCUUGGCACCAUUGAGAGGAUACCAAGGGGAGGACAUUGAGAUCGUCUUGCCGGGAAACUUGACAGUGUACGACAUCGACUGGCUUGCGGUAUGGUGCGUUGAAUACAGACACAAUUUCGGCCAUGUUCUAAUUCCAAGGGACGUCGACGUUCCUCCGGCUCUCGGCCAGACGAAAAUUACGCCGCCGUGGUGGUACAAUCCAACAAGCAGCACACCGACGCCCAAGUCAGUGAACAACUGCAAGGAGAUGCUGGGGGGCCGUGUUCAAGUGAUGUGGCAGCUGAUGGGCGAGGAUGUACAAAUACGGGUCUCGGGCCGCAUCAGGGAGGACCAGUACGUAGCGUUCGGGCUGUCGGGUAUAGACGGCCAGGCCGAGAUGAUCGGCGGCGAUGUCGUCGUGAUCGGAUACGAUAAUAAAACCGGCAAAUUCAUCGCUGAGGAUUACUACAUGUCGGACAUCGCUCAGUGCGACGGCAAUAGGGGCGUGUGUCCGGAUAAGAGGGUCGGCGGGAGAAAUGACGUGAUGUUCGUGCACGGGGAACGAAAGAAUGGCAUAACAACAGUUACAUAUACACGGCCGCUGAGGACCAACGAACCGGAGAAAGACAAGAUGAUUCCGGAAAGCGAAACGAGCGUGAUCGCUGCUAUCGGAUCUCUGAAUGCACGGGGCGAAGCCAAUGCUCAUGAGAGAUUCGAUAAGACCACUGAGGAUAUUCGUAUCGAUUUUACGUCAAGCAAUGUCCACGAGUGUACAAACUCCCUAUACAAUAUUCCGGACACUCCUGAGAUCGAAGCCUGGAAACCGGCUGUUAUUACGGAUAAGGAUACUUUCGAAGCUAGAAUUGGACCGACUGGUUCGAAAAAAGGAUAUUCGCGAAUAACAGGUACACCCUCUUGGGGCAUUGCGUGGUAUAUCAAUGACUUGUUGAUCCCAGAGCUCACCGUCGUGCGAGGUCAAACUUAUACCUUUAUCGUGGAGGGUGGAAACGAUGAGACCAAUCCUGCUAAGUAUCAUCCCUUUUACAUAACUGACAGUCCAGAGGGUGGUUUUGGACAGAAGUCUGAAGCGAAACAAAUGGAGGAAAAGGUAUUUGCUGGCGUAAAAUAUGAUUCCAAAGGAUAUCCCAAACCGACUGCAGCCGGCCGUUACUGCGAAUGGGUCCGCACCACGGUGGACAACGCAGAUAACUACGAAACGUUUAAGAGCUUCUUUGACACGCUCGAACUCAAGUGCAACAUGGGUGAGCCUGCCAAGCUCGUAUGGACCGUAGAACAAGACACACCGGACUUAGUUUACUAUCAGUGUUAUACGCACACCCAUUUGGGCUGGAAGAUCCAUGUUGUUGACUCAAACUCGUCGCAGGGAAACAUUAACAGCGUCAAUCAAGUUCUGUCCGUGUUUACGACGUUUGUGACGUCUAUCAUCGCACUCCUUUUAUUCUCGAGAUGAAUCGUUAGAUUUUCUUCUUUUUACGCGGAACAAGUGACGGAAGACAAAGAUAAUGAUGAAAACUGGUCGAUUUAAGAUCACGAAAACUAUAUACACGAUUGUUAAAUCGGCGAAACACAUACAAGGUUGUAAGAAAGUAUUUAGCAUGUAAGAGAUUUACUUUUAAGGUAAAAGAUUAGCAAAAUAUUUUUAAGACCUAUCAGAUUCAAAAUAUUUCAUAUUAUAUGAUAUAUAUUAUAUAUAAUAUAUACAUAUACAUAUACAUAUACAAAUAUAUAUAUAUAUACACACACACACAUGUAUACACAUUUACACGUAUGACAUGUACACAGAGACGCGAAAUUUCAAUAUUCUUUAACAAUAUAAAAUCGAACUGAGACAAUAAUGAUGAUCGGAAUUGGGUAACCAAUGAAAUUCUGACAAUAAUUAUGAUCAGGUCUGGUUAAUCAAUGAUAUUCUGACAAUAACUACGAUCAGGACUGGAUAACCGAAGAAAUUCUGACAAUAACGAACGGGGGUUUAUUAUUAGGAGAAGGAUAUCUGGUCAAAAUAGUAUCUGGGGCGAGCUGGUUAGCAUAUAUAAUUACAUCUACAUAUAAAAUUUGAUGCAAGAGAGAUGAAGAUAUGCAUCAACAGUACAUGUACAAUGUAAAUUUUGCACAAAGCUAUAGUUGAUCUUAAUGUAACUUUAAAUCGACGAUAGUAUGUAAGAAGUACAUUUAUAAAUGCUGUCGACUUGACAAUAAUACGUAGUAUAGUCAAUGGGAGAGGAUCGCUAACAAAAUGUGAAUUAUGUACAAGAAAGUAAAGCAAAAAGUAAUACUUAAGGGCGAUGCAGGUUACAAACUAUCCCCUAUACGUGUAACAAUGCUAUAAUAUGUAUAUACUAUAUAGAGUGUGGAUCUUCCUAAAACGGAAUGAAAGUAUAAAAUGUGCCUUGGGUACAGAUAAAUAAAUGUCUCUAAUUACAAGGAUUAGGACCCACUCGGCAAAGGGACACCGUGCAGUACUUUGGAACUGGUCUCUUGUGCGUGAAGCGUAUAGCACAUGGGUAAAAAGCUACAGUUUAUAUUAUAUUUUUAGAAAAUAUUAUAGAAGAAACUCCGUUUUUCAAAACUGUUUCUUCAAAUAUUUAAUGCGAUUUUAAUUAUGCCGUUCUUUAUAGAGUGACAUAAUUAUCAUUACACAUUCGUGUGUAGAAUUAAAAAAUAAUUUUCCGCAAAUUAUACAAAAGAAAGCAGCAUGCGCGUAUAAAAUUAUCAAUGAAGAAAAACGGCCUGUAGCAAAUAUACUCAUAAUCAUAAUCAAUAACCGCGAAACGUGCAAGGGAUACAUGCAGCCAAGAGAAAUCAGCGGAAUACAUAAUCAAUUUAGGGUAGUGAAUUUAGUAUACGUUUCUCGCGUAAAAAUUUUUAAUGUGUCCAGCUCCUAAGUGCCGGGGUGUCCACAAAAUUUACAGCAGAAAAUUACUUGCUUAUCGCACGAAGACCAGUCUGUAUUUAAUUACAUGCGCAUAUAUAUACACAAAUAUCAUACACAUACAGAACAGAAAACUCUGAAACUUACAUUAUCUAUAGCUUUACGAAGGACGAGACGUAAGAAAUGUUAAGAUCGUUAAGUAGGGCCUCGUACUAAUUACUGUGUACGUAAGUAAAUGACAAUAAGAACACACACUUAAUCUCGAUGUUUGUGUCGCUGAAUUUUCGAUAUGACAAUACUUGAGAGCAAUCUUUGAGAGAUCAAUAACGAAAGAUCUUUGCUCGAAAUGUAGACUAUCGCUAUAUUUUUCAUUCCUCUGUUUUUUUUUUCUAAAAAAAAUCCUUUGAAAGUAACAGAUUCUAGCUUGUAAGUGGAUAAAACUCCUACUUCUGUGAAUGACAAUAAUAAAUUAUCAACUUGCAGGAUUUCCAAUAUAGAAGCGGGCUGCUCCCAGAAAUGGCUGUGUGUUUUAUUCCUUUUGAUCAUUAUAUAAUUAAAGCUCGAAAAUUUACAUAACGAAUUAUACAUGUACGGAUCAAUCAUUCGAUUCUAUAAAUGUACGAGACAAAUUAUAAACCGUGUAUUAUAUUCUGCAAUAAAGAAUAAGUCGUAAGUCGCAUAGGUGAAGUGUUCCAUAUUCGCAUAAUACAUGUACAGAUAAUAAUAUAUAGAGACAAUAAUACAUACAACAUAUAGAUAAAUAUAUCAUUCGUAGAAACUGUAGGUACAAAUAAAAUUUUAUUAUAAUUUCAGCAAUUAAUGAAGUUAAGCUGAAACAUUUAAUAAGCUUUACCUCAAGUAUAAGUACAAAUAAUUGAUUCUCUUUUCAAAAGUUUCCUUGUAUAUGUUUUUCUUUAGAACAUUACUUGUUUAAACUUUGUUUAAAAAAAUUACAUAUAACAAAAAAGAAUUCUCAUGUACGUCUCUAAAAUACAGACAAAAAAAA